This is a messenger RNA of Penicillium odoratum, 1947 nucleotides long. Its product is annotated as sigma-70 region 2 family protein. NCBI's taxonomy places the organism in Eukaryota, Fungi, Ascomycota, Eurotiomycetes, Eurotiales, Aspergillaceae. The record is from RefSeq and is a predicted model, not a curated record. The transcript has a single exon. The coding region runs from base 1 to 1947 and encodes 648 amino acids.
AUGUCGAAUCCAAGUGGAGGAAAUACAAGCAAUAGUUCCAAUGGGCGUUGGCAAUUUAUUGAUGCAUCUGAUAACCGUCGCAGCAAUCUGACACAGGUCAAACGUCAUGUCAUGCAAGAGUAUAUGCGUCAAAAGAAGGGCGAAUCUCGUCAAAGCGAUGGUGAAGAAGAUACCAAUCGUCCACCGCCCAAACGGGGACGCCCUAAGAAGGCCAAUACAUUGAAACGAAAGCCUGCCAAGAACGCUAAAAAUGACAAUCAGAGUGCUUCAAACACAUCUACAGAGGAGUCUGGACCUCUUUCCACAGAAGGGUCUGCACUAGACGACGUUGAAACCACACAGGACUGGUACCAUGGAAUACCAACGUCAUCACAUCCUCACACUCCCUUUUUCCAACUUCCAUUUCGGGAUCCGCUGCCUGAGACACAAGGAAGCCCUUUUUUACCAGACUUUGCCCAUAUCGAUCCGAGGAGCAGCUUCUCAUCGAGUCCCGCAGGACUAGCAAGUCCCUGGGAAAUCGCUAAAUCCCCGAGGACCAUCAUGAGCGCUGCCAGAACAGACCCAUUCAACUCGCUUCCAUUGGAACUGGAUCUAGAUGGCCAGAGACUUUUCGACUUUUACGUGAACGAUAUGCCAGCGUGCUCUUAUGGGACCCAUUUCCGGUCACCAAAAGCUCAUAACUGGUAUACUUCUGUCUUUGUCCCUGAAGGAAUGAAAGGCGGCGUGGCAUUUCAGAACACCGUACUUGUCCACGCUGCGAAUACAUGGGCCUGGGUCCGCAAUGAGACUGAAACCACGGAUACCCUGAUACAUCGAGAUCGUGCUAUCAGCAUGCUUCGCGAGCACUUGUCCAAGAACCCCCGAGAUAACUCUGACGUUGCUAUUGUAUCCUGCUUGAGCGCCGCUGCCCUGGAAGACUUUGAUCCACGACCAGGGCACAAGGAAAUCAGCUGGGUGCAUAUGCGUGCAGCUCGCGAGAUGAUCCGGAGCCGUGGGGGGCCCGCUGCUUUUUUGAAUACCCGUCUUGGAAUGUUGAUCAAUUGGCAAGAUUAUAUCUUGUCGGGGUACGAGACACAUGGGCCUAGCUUUUCAUUUGAGCACCCUUCAGCCAUCAAGGCCUUGCCGGAUCCCACUCCACCUCAGACUUCUGAUUCCGUUAUUGCUAUUCCUUCCCCGCCUUCUUCUACCUCUUCCGCCCUGUCUGAUACAUCACCUUGUGUGGAACUUCCUUCAAUUUCCCAGCAAAUCUCAAACACCUACCCCAUGGAUGAGAUUCGUCUUCAGUGCGAAGAAUUCCUUGAUUUCCUCCGUCGCUGCGAGCAGCUCUCCCUCUACCAAAAAGAUAAUCCAGGAUCCUGUGAUCCAUCCCGACACACAUGUGUCUCAGGGACAUCUCCUCUCUUCCAGAUCCUAGCCGCUCCUCCUGGCUCCCGAUUCACAUCCUCGGGAGAUCGCAAGCAAAUGGUCGCCCGCAUGACUGCCCUCAUGAUGCUGAACGCCGCCUUCUGGGACUACCGAUACAGUCCUCCCCAUGCAGGAACAUUCCUGAGAACGCUAGAGCAAGCCAUUGUUGACAGUGAAGUCAGCAUGAGUGGCUCCGUUGAAGCAAUUCUCCAAAUCCUUCUCGCGUGUAACGACGGCUAUACGGCAGAAUGGGUUACUGGUCCUUGUGGAUCUACUUCGCCUGUCCGCUCAGAGUUUACGCCGGAUUUCACACAAUAUUCUCCCUCUGCUACAUCCCCUUCGGAAAGACCUUGGUUUGCCGGCCGGAUGCUGAAAAUUGCUAAGCGGCUCAGUGCGGACUGGUGGUAUCGCAUUAAUGAUUUCCUUUUCUCUUGUCUGACUAUGCAAUUGUCGGAGCCUACUGCAUAUCUGUGGGAGACUGAUCUACGACGCGAGGUUCUCCAGGCGCCUUUGACGAGCUAUGUUAUGCCAUCGUUGAUGUAA